CGAAGGGAAUCGGUGAAAGCCAAAAACAUCCAUAACAUCUGCAGAAAACUUUCCCCAAAACUUUACAAGAGUUAUUAGCUAGACAGAUAAUGUACAAAUGCGUAUUUCAAACCAAAUUAUUAACAGGCCUGAACUGCAUCAUCGUUAGUAAUUAAUGUAAAAGUCAGAAAUUCAGUGGCCCCCCAAGAUGGCUUCAGCGGUGGAUCAGACCCAGAGAGGCGCCGGGGUCUGCUGAUUAGCCUACCUAUGUCUCCCAAAGUCCCAGUGCAGGGCAGGGCUGAGGAUACAGCGGUGCAAGUGGCUGUCCGAGUGCGCCCCCUGCUGCCCAAGGAGCUUCUGCACAGCCAUGAGAGCUGCAUCACUGCCGACCCGGAGGAGAAGAGGGUCACCCUGGGUCAUGACCGCCACUUUCACUGUGACUUUGUCUUUGAGGAGAGCAGCAGCCAGGAGGAGGUGUACUCCACCUGUGUCCAGCCCCUUACAGAGGCCUUCUUCCAGGGCUUCAAUGCCACUGUCUUCGCAUACGGACAAACUGGCUCUGGCAAGACGUACACUAUCGGAGAGGCCAAUAUUUCCUCCUUCAGGGACGACGAGCAGGGCAUCAUCCCACGGGCCGUGGCCGAGGUCUUCAAGCUGCUGGACGAGAACGACCUCAGCGACUUCUCAGUCAGGGUCUCCUACCUGGAGGUGUACAAGGAGGACUUCCGGGACCUGCUGGAGGUGGAGACGGCCAGCAAGAACAUCCACAUCCGGGAGGACGACAAGGGCAACAUCGUGCUGUGCGGGGUGAAGGAGUGCGAGGUGGAGGGGCUGGACGAGGUGCUGAGCCUCCUGGAGACGGGGAACACGGCGCGGCACACGGGCGCCACGCAGAUGAACCCCAGUUCCAGCCGCUCGCACACCAUCUUCAGCGUGCUGCUGGAGCAGCGGCGCGGCGGCGGCGGCUCGCGGGGCCCCGCCCUCAGCCCGCACGUCCUCGCCUCCAAGUUCCACUUCGUCGACCUGGCGGGCUCCGAGCGCAUCCUCAAGACGGGCAACACCGGCGAGCGGCUCAAGGAGAGCAUCCAGAUCAACAGCGGCCUGCUGGCGCUCGGCAACGUCAUCGGGGCGCUGGGGGACCCCAAGCGGAAAGGCUCCCACAUCCCGUACCGGGACUCUAAAAUCACCAGGAUUUUAAAAGACUCGCUGGGAGGGAACGCCAAAACGCUCAUGAUCGCCUGCAUCAGCCCCUCCUCGUCGGACUUCGACGAGAGCCUCAACACGCUGAACUACGCCAAGCGGGCCCGGAACAUCCAGAACCAGGCGGUGGUGAACUGCCGGGGGGAGCCGGACCGCACCGAGGGGCUGGAGAUGCAGAUCAAGGCCCUGCGGCGGGCCCUGGAGAACCGGCACCGGUCGGAGACGCGCAUCAUCGCCCGGCCGGACCCAGAGAGGAAGCCCAGGGCGGCGGAGGGCGAGAUCGGCCGGCUGCGGGCGGAGAGCGCCCACUACAGGACGUGCACGGACUCCGCCUACAGGCUGUUCAUGGAACUGCAGGGGGAGGGCACGCUGACUGCGGGGCAGGUGAUGCGGGUGAAGGAGUGGCUGUGCACCGUGGAGGAGGAGCGGAGCGAGCUGACCACCGCCUCCGGGCUGGACAGCGGCAUCGAGAGCACCUCCACCGAAGACAGCAACGCGUUAAAGAAAAGCAGGGCGGCUGCCAGAGCACAGGGUCCAGAGCCAGGGGCAGAGGACUGGGACCGCGACCGCGAGGACCAUGUCGCCCGGCUGCAGGCGCGGGUCCAGCAGCUGGAGAGGGAGAACACAGACUUCCUGGCCGCCCUGGAGGACGCCAUGGAGCAGUACAAACAGCAGAGCGACAGGCUCCAGGAGCAGCAGGACCUGAUCACAGAGCUGCACAGCCUCAUCGCCCAGCCCGGUCACGUGGAGCUGGUGCACCCGAAAGCCAGACCGCACACCGCUCCCAUCAGCUCCAUGCGGCCCCCUGGUGCCAGCGCGGGGCGGACCAGCCCCUUCUCCAACGGGGACGCUGGGAGGUGGCCUCUGAGAGAGACUGGCUCAGCUGGAUCUGUGGAGAGGGGAGUGUGUGGGCACCACGGCCAGGAGGAGGGGGGUACAAUCAGGCUGGGUCAGGGGGAGCCCUUUCACGACCCUGAAACCCUCGGGAGGAUGGAGGGGGAGGACUCCGAAGAAGAGGGCGAGGACACACACAUCAGAAGUGGCCGAGACAGACGGAAACACGUGAGCCUAUCCUGCUUGAGGAGGGAGGGGCAUUGCGGGGUGUCGGCGGGCAGAGUGAUGGGGAAUCUGUCCCUGCUGCCCGAGAACGGACAUCUCCUACCGUCACACUGCCACAGACGCACAUCUAACUGCAGUGGUGGAGGCAGUUCCGUGCGCGACUCCCUGGGCGGUGGUCCAGGGGACUUGGGGCUGGAGAGGGGGCUCCUCCAGGCCCAGCAGAAGAUCCGAGAGCUGUCAAUCAACAUCCGCAUGAAGGAGGAGCUCAUUAAGGAGCUGGUGAAGACAGGGAAGGACGCCCAGGCCAUGAACAGGCAGUACAGCCGGAAGAUCGCCGAGCUGGAGGGGGAGGCGGAGCAGGCGCGGGCGGAGCUGACGGAGGCGCAGCGGCAGCUCCAGGACCUGGAGGUGCAGGAGGCCCGCGACCCGGCCGAGCGCUCCAAGGCGCAGGAGUGCCGGAGGAAGAUCGCGGCGGCGCAGAGCAAAGUGCAGGUGCUGAAGCAGAAGCAGCGGGACACGGCGCAGCUGGCCUCGCUGUCCGCGCAGAGCGAGCGGCGCGUGCUGGAGCUGGAGCGCAACGUGCAGAGCAUGCGGCAGCAGCAGGACCUGCUCCAGCGGCGGCUGCGGCAGGAGAGCCAGCAGAAGCGGCGGCUGGAGAGCGAGAUGCAGCGGGGCAAGCACCGCGUCAAGGAGCUGGAGAUAAAGAAUGAACAGCAGCAGAAAAUUCUGAGGAUAAAGACAGAGGAGAUCGCAGCCUUCCAGAGGAAGAGGAGGAGCGGGAGCAACGGAUCUGUCGUCUCAUUGGAGGAACAGCAGAAGAUUGAAGAGCAGAAGCGCUGGCUGGAUGAGGAGAUGGAGAAGGUGCUGGAGCAGCGCAGAGGCCUGGAGGAGCUGGAGGGGGAGCUGACCAAGAGGGAGGAGAUCCUGGCCAAAAAGGAGGCCCUCCUGCAGGAGCGGAGUGGCCUGGAGACCAAGAGGCUCCGCUCCAGCCAGGCCCUGAGCAAGGACCUGGUGGUGCUGUCCGGCCGGAUCGAGUCCCUGGAGAGGGAGCUGAGCGAGAGGAACGGCCAGCUCCGCAGCUCCAGCGCACAGGACUCCCAGCAGCUCCGGCAGGAGAUCUCCAACCUGCGGCAGGAAAAGGACCAGCUCCUCAAGCAGCGGGCCGAGCUGGACGACAAGCUGCGGCAGGGAAACCUCCUCUCCCCAGAGGAGGAGCGCACCCUGUUCCAGCUGGACGAGGCCAUCGAAGCCCUGGACGCGGCCAUCGAGUACAAGAACGAGGCCAUCACCCAGCGGCAGAGGCAGCUGCGGGCGUCCGCCAGCAUGCUGUCCCAGUGGGAGAUGAACCUGAUGGCCAAGCUCAGCUACCUGUCUGCCUCGGAGACGCGGGCCCUGCUAUGCAAAUACUUUGAUAAGGUGGUGUCCCUGCGGGAGGAGGAGCGCAGGCUGCAGGUGGCGCUGGCGGAGCUGGAGAUGAGGGUGGAGGAGCAGCAGCAGCUGGUGCUGUGGCUGGAGGCGGCGCUGGAGCGGCAGCAGCUGGACACGGACCGGCGGCUCACCCUGCAGCAGAAGGAGCACGAGAGGAGCGUGCAGCUCCUGCUGCAGCAGUGCCGAGAGCAAAUGGAUGAGGGGUUGGCUGGCAGGCAGCGGCAGUAUGAGGGCUGGAUCCACAACCUGGGCAAGGAGCUGAGCCACUGCAAGUGGGCCAAUCAGGAGCUGAGCAAUAAACUGAGGGAGCUGUGUGGGCAGGUCAGCCAGCCCGGGGAGCAGGGCAAAGGUCAAGUGCUGAGCUGUGAAGUGAAAGGAGCAGGCGGCGGCGGCGGCGGCGACAGACCGCAGGCCAGAGGUCCGGAGGAGUCCGGGAGGGGCGUGGCCGAGCCCGAGAGAGCGCCCCGGUCCCGGGAGGAAAUGCGCGAGCUGGUGCACGCCCCUCUCCCGCCCUCCUGGAGGCGCUCGUCCCUCCCCACGGAGGACCAGCACGGCAUGGAGGAGCUGCGGCUCCGCGCGGCCUGCGAGCUCCCGGCGAACCGCGUUCUCCAGCCCGGCGUGGGCACGGGCCACUGGGGCCCGCCCCUGCCCCUCUCCAAACCACGCCGAGAGUUCCGCAGGUCCAGCCUGAACACUGGGCCCUUGCUCUCCAACUCCACGAUUAUCGACGUGCGGAAAAAUCCGGUUUGAAUAAACGAGACUGUGUAGACAUGUGCUGAAUGCACCUAGGUGAGCAUGGUAUUCAAAGGAAGUUACUACCAUAGUGCUUUUUUAAGAUGUAAUUCCACUUUGUAACCU
Molecule: messenger RNA, 4524 nt
Organism: Megalops cyprinoides (Indo-Pacific tarpon)
Lineage: Eukaryota; Metazoa; Chordata; Actinopteri; Elopiformes; Megalopidae
Gene: kif7
Product: kinesin family member 7
Exons: 19
Coding region: 247-4416 (1389 amino acids)
Biological process (GO): mitotic spindle organization; microtubule-based movement
Molecular function (GO): microtubule binding; microtubule motor activity; ATP binding
Source: RefSeq, a predicted model, not a curated record